AUUUAUAAAAAUCAAAAACAAUUUGGUAUAUUCCACCAACCCACCAACCCUCAUUCGGUGAUCCGGAAACAAUAAAAAAACAAGACUAAUGAGAGAAGUUGCACACCCACCCAAAACACUUUCUUUCUUUUGUGUUUUAUAUUGGCAUUAGCAGAGAGGAGAGAAAAGGGGAAUUGGUUGGUGAAUCACUGAAUCUGAAUCAUUCACGAUUCAAAAACGGCGAUGGCAUCGAGAUUAUGGGCAUCAAAAGCUGCUUCAUACCUCAAGAUCUCCACAUUCAACAGAGGUUUCGCUUCUGUUGUGAAGGAUUUGAAGUACGCCGAGUCUCAUGAAUGGGUGAAGGUGGAGGGUAAAUCUUGCACCAUCGGUAUCACGGACCAUGCCCAGGAUCACUUAGGAGACGUGGUGUAUGUUGAGUUGCCGGAGGUUGGCGCCGCCGUGACUCAGGGCGGCAGUUUUGGUGCUGUUGAGAGUGUCAAAGCCACUAGUGAUAUCAACUCCCCUGUUUCCGGCAAGGUUGUUGAAGUAAAUGAACAACUCACUGGUGAACCCGGUUUGGUGAAUGGAAGUCCGUAUGAGAAUGGAUGGAUUAUAAAAGUGGAGAUAAGCGACACGAAUGAAGUGAACUCUUUAAUGGACUCUGAACAGUAUUCAAAGUUCUGUGAAGAAGAAGAUAAGCACUAAAGUUGUUUUACAUCGACUUGUAUUUGCAUGUUUUUCGUGGUUUGCAUUUGGGUUUUUUGGCAAUUGUUUGAAAUUUUUGAAUUUUGAAAGGGGUUUUGCUUACAAGUAUGUCAAAUGCAUCCAUCAAACGUUUUUGAGAUUCGACAAUGUUAUGAAAUGAUACAUUUAUUCUUGUAAUGCAAAAAAUGGCACAAAUGUUGCUAAACUCUAAGUAAUAAUUCAAUAGCAUAGUUUAGUGUAUGAACUAUGAACUAAACCAACAUUAUUGGAUAUACAAUUAUUUAACACGUCAUAGUUAUCUUUGGAUUAACUUUACUACAUACUUGAAAAAUGAAAAGACAUCCAUUUUUGCAAAUAAAUGUUAGACUAAAUUUAUCAUGUGAAUAAACUUUACCUCAAUUUUGCAAAUAAUAGUUGCCCAUGAUUUAUAUACUUUAUAUACAGG
This is a messenger RNA of Lactuca saligna, 1129 nucleotides long. The record is from the annotation of a GenBank genome assembly. Lineage: Eukaryota; Viridiplantae; Streptophyta; Magnoliopsida; Asterales; Asteraceae.